Messenger RNA from Daldinia decipiens, 1005 nucleotides. RefSeq lists its product as uncharacterized. The transcript has a single exon. The record is from RefSeq and is a predicted model, not a curated record. NCBI's taxonomy places the organism in Eukaryota, Fungi, Ascomycota, Sordariomycetes, Xylariales, Hypoxylaceae. The coding region runs from base 1 to 1005 and encodes 334 amino acids.
AUGUCUCAAAACAACGGAGGAACGCCCCCUGAUAGCAGCAACAAUAGCAACAACAACAACAGUAAUGAUAACAACAAUGAUAACAACAACAACUUCCCCGGCGGGGCCAGCUUCAACUACCCAUCGCCACCAAGCCAGCAACAACAGCAGAAUACUCAAUCUGCACAAUCUGAUCUCCGGGGACAGCAAUCUCACAACAUCAACAACAUGAUCACGCACCUUUUCGACGAGGAGCCUACACCCAACGAGCUGAAUAGAUUCUACCAGGAAACUUCGGCAUCUGCGGCAUCCAAUACUGAUUAUCCUCCUACUCAUCUUUUGUAUUUGUUCGAAAAUGUCCGGAACAUGCUUCCACCCCUUGUACCCGCCCCACGCGCCAAUACCCCCGUUGACGGCCCAGUGGCGCAGACGGAGAGCGAACUUGCUCUUUAUAACCACCGCGUUCGUUUAAUACGGGAGCUUAUCCAAGCUGUGCAGGAAUGUGUAAACUCGCGUCCGCAUGCUUCACCCCCUCCUGCUUCACCUCCUCAUGCUUCGCCUCCCCCGGAUUCACCUCCUCCGGAUUCAUCUUCUUCGGAUUCUUCAUCUUCUUCCGGUAAUUCUUCAGGGGCUUCCUACUAUACAGACGACUCAGAUCCUCCGGACGAUCAAGGUGUACCGGUCCUGUAUGCCACGGAUUCUCCUUCAGAUGAUGAUGACACGACUUGGACAUUUGAUAUUUUGAUACCUGAUAGUGAUUGGGUCUAUUCGGAUCAUACGGACGACGAAGUCGACCUCUCCAGCACGAAAGGCGAGGCUGACGACGACAGCGUCAGAAGUGAACCUGAUAUGUUCGACUAUCCCUGGGACAGACCCAUCUACGAGAUAGCAGAGGACAUGGCAGCAAGCGUCCCUCGUCUUCCCAGCCGCCCAGCCGUCCGCCUCCCAUGGCCACGUAGCCAUUCUCUGCACAACUUUAACGCCACACCAGUGCCCCAACCAAGAAAACGCCGGCAAACGAUCUAA